CCCAUGGGCCAGUACCACUUUCAGAGGCGUUCAGAGAGAACAAAAUCUCAGAAGAAACGUUUUGAGGAGGAACUCAACGAGAGGAUGAUUCGAACUUUUGAUGGGAUCAAUUCUCAAAAACAAUGGCUCAAAUCAGAGGACAUUCAGAGAAUAUCUUUGUUUUUCCACAAUAAAACAUUGGAAAAAGAGUAUAGAGCAACGACCCUGCCAGCCUUCAAAUAUUAUGUUACCUGUGCCUGCUUGAUAUUCGUCUGCAUUUUCAUUGUGCAGAUCCUGGUUCUGCCAAA
Molecule: messenger RNA, 287 nt
Organism: Sinocyclocheilus rhinocerous
Lineage: Eukaryota; Metazoa; Chordata; Actinopteri; Cypriniformes; Cyprinidae
Product: adenylate cyclase type 2-like
Exons: 4
Biological process (GO): cAMP biosynthetic process; adenylate cyclase-activating G protein-coupled receptor signaling pathway; adenylate cyclase-inhibiting G protein-coupled receptor signaling pathway
Cellular component (GO): plasma membrane
Molecular function (GO): adenylate cyclase activity
Source: RefSeq, a predicted model, not a curated record